Messenger RNA from Harpia harpyja (harpy eagle), 3311 nucleotides. Its product is annotated as zinc finger protein 420-like. NCBI's taxonomy places the organism in Eukaryota, Metazoa, Chordata, Aves, Accipitriformes, Accipitridae. Gene Ontology annotation, biological process: regulation of transcription by RNA polymerase II. The record is from RefSeq and is a predicted model, not a curated record. Gene Ontology annotation, molecular function: RNA polymerase II cis-regulatory region sequence-specific DNA binding; DNA-binding transcription factor activity, RNA polymerase II-specific.
UCUGAGGUCCCCAAGGUGAGGGGGCACGGCUGGGAUGACCCCGCACUUGAACCCCCCCCCCCCAGCCCACCUUGUCCCCUUCUCUCCCCGUUCCCCCCACAAGCUCCCGGCUGUUGUAGGGCUGCAGGGACACUGCUGGGCUCCUCCGAGAUGUCCCAAAACCACAACGAAGCUCUUGAGUUUUACGAACGAACAUCCUUCUUUUUCCUUUCUUUUUCUCCUUUUUUUGUUUCCUAGGACUGAGGCGCUACUGCGUUUUACUCCAGAACAGACAAAUAUCCUGAAACACCAAAAAAACCAACCCCAAGAGAUGGACACAGUGGAACUGGCUCAGGAGCCUGUGACCUUCGAGGAGGUGGCCGUGUAUUUCACCACGGAGCAAUGGGCUCUGCUGGACCCGGUGCAGAGGACUCUCUACGUGGACGUCAUGCUGGAGAACUACGAGACUGUGAUGUCUCUGGGUCUUCCCACAGCCAAGCUAGACUUGCUCACCCAGAUGCAAGAGCGAGGAGAGCGCUGGAGCCCUGAUCUUCAAGAAACGGAGAAAAAAGAAGCCCUGAGCAGCAGACUCGCAGGGUUAAGAUGGAAAAUAGACAGCGGGACGGUUUGCAGAAGAGGCAACGCUGACCUCGGAGGAACCCCAGCCCGGGAGGGCCCUGCAGAAAGGCAGCGCGCCUGCACCGAGCCUGGACAAGAGGGCAGCCGGAGCAGGCACUUAAUUACACCCCCGAGAGACGACGCGGGAGAGAAACCGUUCAAGUGCCUCGAGUGCGGGAGAAGCUUCACGCGGAGCUCGGACCUCAUUGUCCACCAGCGAACCCACACGGGAGAAAAACCCUACCAGUGCCCCGAGUGCGGGAGAUGCUUCAACAGGAGCUCCAGCCUCGUGACGCACCGGCGGAUGCACACCGGCGAGAAAACGUACAAGUGCCCCGAGUGCGGGAAAAGCUUCACGCGGAGCUCGACGUUGACCACCCACCAGAGAACCCACACGGGAGAAAAACCCUACCCGUGCCACGAGUGCGGGAAGCACUUCAGCAAAAGGUCGAACCUCAUGAAACACCAGCGGCAACACACCGGAGAGAGACCGUAUCGAUGCCCCGACUGCGGGAAAAGCUUCAUACAGAGCUCGGAUCUCAUAGUCCACCAACGAACCCAUACGGGAGAAAAGCCCUACCGGUGCUUGGAGUGUGGGAAGCGCUUCGGCGUGCGAUCCAAGCUGAUUCAACACCAGCGCGUGCACACGGGGGAGAAGCCGUACACGUGUGGCAAGUGCGGGAAGAGCUUUGGGCAGAGCUCGCACCUUUCUGUGCACCAGAAAACUCACAGAGGAGAGAAACCGUGCUCCAGGUGUGGAAGGUCAUUCAGUGUGAGAUUCUGCCUUGUUAAAGAUCAGGAGCUGCGCGUGGGAUGUGGGGAGAAGAAGUACACGUGCAACGAGUGUGGAAGGAGCUUCGGACAGAGCUCCAACCUUAUCGUGCAUCGGCGGAUCCAUACCGGAGAGAAACCUUACAAAUGCCACGAGUGCGGGAAGUGCUUCAGGCAGAGCUCGAACCUCAUCGUCCACCAGAAGACUCACACGGGAGAAAAGCUCCACGAGUGCCCCAAGUGCCAGAAGCGCUUCCCGGACAGGUCGCUGCUCAUCAGGCACAAGAGGGUCCACGUAGGAGAAAAACCUUUUAAAUGCCAGCAGUGCGGGAAAAGCUUCAUUCACCAGUCGAGGCUUCUUGUCCACGAGAAGGCGCACGUAGGAGAAGAACUCUGCCAGUGUCCCGAGUGCGGGAAACGCUUCAGGGAAAGAGCCAAGUUCCUCCAGCAUCAGCGGCGGCACGUGGGAGAGCGUCGCUACAAGUGCUACGAGUGCGGGGAGGAGUUCGGGCAGAGCUCGGAGCUCAACCUCCACCAGAGGAUCCACGUGGAGGAGAAGCUCUACCAGUGCUCGACGUGCGAGAAGUGCUUCAAGGACAGGUCCACCCUCAUCAGGCACGAGACGGUGCACACGGGAGAGAAGCCCUACAAGUGCCACGAGUGCGGGAAGAGGUUCACCCGCAGCUCGGACAUCAUCGUCCACCAGCGGACGCACACGGGGGAGAAACCCUUCCAGUGCCCCGAGUGCGGGAAGAGCUUCAGCCACCGCUCAAAUCUUUUCCGACACCAGAGGAUGCACACGGGGGAGAAGCCGUAUAAGUGCGAAGAGUGCGGGAAGCGAUUCGGGCAAAGCUCGGAGCUUAUCGUCCACCAGCGGACCCACACCGGGGAGAAGCCCUACCACUGCUCCGAGUGCGAGAAGUUCUUCAGGGGGAGGUCAACCCUCUUCAGGCACGAGAGGCUGCACACGGGCAUCAAGCCGUACGAGUGCAGCGAGUGCGGGAAGAGCUUUGGGCAGAGCGGGGACCUCAUCGCACAUCAGCGUUUCCAUACGGGCGAGAAGCCCUACCAGUGCUCCCAGUGCAGAAAGUUCUUCAGCAACAGGUCCAGCCUCGUGCGGCAUCAGCGGCUGCACGCCGGCGAGAAGCCCUACAAGUGCCACGAGUGCGGGAAGAGCUUCGGGCAGAGCUCGGACCUCAUCGCCCACCAGCGGACCCACACCGGGGAGAAGCCCUACCCCUGCCCGGUCUGUGGGAAGAGCUUCAGCCGGAGAUCCAACCUCAUCGUGCAUCAGCGGGUGCACAGAGGGCUUUGCAAGUGCCAGAAAUGUGGGAGAAGCUUCCAGCCCAACUCGCGUUUUGGCAUGACGGUGGGGAAGGACUCGCUCCGGUGCUCCCAGUGUGCAGAGGGUUUCAAGGAGGGGUCAAAUCCCGUCGAACACCAGAGAUAACACCGGGGAGAAGCGGCCUUGUAAGUGCUCGGAGCAGAGAAGGGGUUUGGGGAAGAGUUGAGACAUUGUUCGUGAAAGAGAAAAAAAAUCAGCGCUUCUAGGUAAAAGUCUUCAGUUUUAAAGACUGCAAAAGUGGGGGAAAAAAAACCCACCCCAUGCAAGUGAUCUAAAGUAGGCCGAUCAGUCAAUAACUUUUUUUUUUUUUUUUUGCUAAUUAUUUCCUGUUAUUACUGAGUUUGCUCAGAGGGCUUGAUGUGUUGGUCCACGAUCCACUCGCUCCCAUCGCUCCCCAGUCAAACUGUCUGCUGUUUCAGGCUGUCCAUCAUCCCAUCGUCUGUCUGUAAAGCCCUUCCUUAAAUCCUUUGACAUUUUCCAGGCUGGGUACCCAUCAGCACCCCAAAGACACUGUAGAAAUCUGUCUUCCCCUCCACAUCCUUCCCUCCCCCCUUGUAUGUAUGCAACCUCAAUUAAAAAAAAGGCCCUCUGUUCCCAA